ACCUCCAUCGAUCGUUAAUCCAGCGGUACGGGCGAUUCCUGCCCACCUUGCCCCUUUCUUGCCCCCAUCAUAUUAUAACUCCAACCUACGAGUACGCUAUCUGCUUUCCUUCCUUGCCUUUAUCGAUUCGAUAGUGCCACCACAUGUAAAUCUACCCGUGCUAUACUGCCCCCGCAGCCCUUCUCUCCCUCUCUUCUCCUCGUUCCCGAAAGAUUCAUCUCCUUUGAGCGCCAUAUUGGAGAUGUCCCCGGUGCUGAACGCUCCAUCCAAAACAUUCCCCUCACUUCGGCGACCAUGACCUGCUUUAAUUCCACCUUCCGACUGUCGGUAGUGCUGCCGGCUCUGUUAUUCCUGCUUUUAAAUUCUGCCCCUGACGUCACUGCCAAACGAGUCCAACGGCCACAAGCUUUGCACCCCAGCCAUAGCAUAUCACCAAAACAUUUCAGUGGGCCGAGCUUCUUCAAGCCCAUUUCUAGUCUAGAUGGCUCAGCGGUGGGGGUUCGUGAUAUGGAGGUAUGUAUCGUUUGCCCAUCAGCUCCGGCGCAACACUAACCCUCAAGCUUGAUCACAGUGCCGACGGGUGCACGAGUUUGAAGACAAAUGCAAGUUUGUGAAGGAGAAUUGCGACGAUGAAGAAGUGGGGUACUUUGAUUACCUGGGGCUCUAUUACUGUCGCUUGGAAAAGCUUCCUGUGGUCUCGCUCAUGAUAAUGGCUGGAUGGCUUGUAAUGUUAUUCACGGUAUGCCUUGUGUCCGCGCACCCGGCGAGGGACCCACCAGUUUUCAAGGUGGGGGGAGAACCUUACGUGAAACUGACCUGCUCUAGACACUUGGUAUUGCGGCGAGCGACUUCUUUUGUAUCAAUCUUUCUACCAUCGCAAAUAUUUUGGGGAUGUCCGAGAGUCUGGUGCGUAGCCACCAAGACUUUCUCUACACCACGCUAAUAUGAUCGAGUAGGCCGGCGUUACUUUUCUAGCCUUCGGUAAUGGAUCACCGGACGUUUUCAGCACAUUUGCGGCCAUGAAGAUAAAUUCGGGAUCACUUGCCGUCGGCGAACUUAUCGGCGCUGCCUCUUUUAUUGCUGCCGUGGUAGCGGGUUCUAUGGCCAUUGUGAGGCCCUUCCGAGUGGGCAGGAGAUCAUUUGUUCGGGAUGUCUGCUUCUUCAUUGUCGCCGUAUUAUUCGGCAUAUUCUUCCUAGCCGAUGGAAAGAUACAGAUGUGGGAAUGUGUCGUGAUGGUGAUGUUUUACUGCUUUUAUGUAUGCUUUGUCGUGGCGUGGCAUUGGGCCUCUCAGUCGAGGAAGCGAAGAAGGAGGAAGGAAAGAAGUGCUAGGGAACACUAUGCGGCACCCGAAGAAGAGGAAACAAUCGACGAUGAUGAUGAGGACGGUGGGGUGGGUGAGACCACCGGACUCCUAGACUCCACUCAUGAUUUCCGUGCUCUUGAGCGCGGGGAAAGUGAAGACAACGACGAGGAAGAACAGGAGCAACAAGCGUACGCAGAAUUAAGCAAUAACAUGCGACUCACUAGGCCAGCUGUGGAGAGGCAUAAUACACCAGCUACGCCACAUGGGAUCAGGCCUUCUCUAGUUGGUGCCUUAGAAGUGAGAAUCCCUACGUCGUCUUGAUGUGCCCUGAGAGUUAAUACGAGUGUGCGCCGGCUGCAGUUUCGGGCGGUGCUAUCCUCUCUGGAAAAAAACAAGAAUUUACAAGGGAGCCCUAUCCACCUUCGCCGAUAUUCGGACGGCCCCUUCUUGAGCUUAAACCCUUCGUCAUUCUCGGCUCCCGGGUCCUUGGUUGUUCCGGAGAAUUUUGGAGACCGUCAUUCACCAGAAGAUGACCCUGUUGCAGAUCCUAACACCGGAAGAUCGCGUGGGAUGUCAGUGAAUGAUUCUGCUAGAGCCAAUGUUGAUCAUGAAUACUUUGGUAGGUCUGCAAAUAGUUUACCUCAAGUCAAUAUAACACAACCGACACCUUUAUCCUCGCAAUUAAUCCUGGCAACCGAUGGGGCAUUGUUCGCUCGGGCCAAAACUCCCGACUUUCUUUCACCACCAUCCCCGACCGGGUAUCCGAGGGGCUCAAGGUACUCACCCACUCACUCUGAACCCACGAGCCCAUUGAGCCAGGCCUCCUCGGGCGCUCCUCAUGUUGGCCCGGCAUCGGAUUCCGGUCCACAGCACUUCACCGAAUCCCCACGACCCUUUGGCAGUCCAUCAGCCUCUCCUCCACCUUCAAUCCGCCUCCCUCCUCCCUCUAUAAGCCCGGCAUCAUUAGGCACACCAUCCGCAGGGGGUAGCCGGAAGAUACUUAGAUACUGGCCGUACCAUAUACUCCCUCCACCCCGGGUCCUGUUCGGAACCCUAUUCCCUACCCUUCGAGGGUUCAAAGGCAAAUCACUCAUGGAAAAGUGUCUUGGCUUUAUCGCGCUGCCAAGUGUGUUCCUGCUCACAAUAACACUGCCGGUUGUUGAGGGGGGAUCUCAAACCAGUGAUAAGACACCCACAGUAGUUUUGGAACCUGAAAGCCCCGUCAGCACUGUCACGGGAGGAGACCUAAUGUCUAUCAACGGCGCCUCCAGUAGCCCUGGCAAUGGAGUAAGUGCACCGGAUGACAUUGGCCCAAAAGAGUGGAACAGAUGGCUCGUAGCAAUACAAUGCAUCACUGCCCCGAUUUUCAUGGUUGUCAUGUUUCUUGCAGACGAUGGCGUCCGACUGCUGAAACCCAUUCUCUAUGCACUCCUUGGGGGACUGAUCGCGUUGGCAUCUUUACUUGUUCUCACCACUCCAGAAAGGCCACCACGGUGGAGAUAUCUUCUUUGUUUUGCUGGAUUUGUCGUGGCCAUUGGGUGGAUCAGCGCCAUUGCCAAUGAGGUGGUGGGCGUUUUGAAGGCGUUUGGAGUCAUAUUUGGUAUCAGUGAUGCGAUCUUGGGACUUACCAUCUUCGCUAUCGUAAACCAUCCCCCCCCCCCCCCCCGGUAAUUACAUCAUGCAACUGCUAAUCGCUAUGGAUGAUAGGGAAACUCCCUCGGCGAUCUCGUGGCCGACAUUACAGUUGCCCGACUCGGUUUCCCGGUCAUGGCGCUCUCCGCAUGCUUUGGUGGCCCUAUGUUAAACAUUCUUCUCGGAAUCGGUAUUUCAGGGCUCUACAUGACAACCAUCUCUCAUUCGCACAAGGGCGCAGAUUACUACCCUAUAGAAGUCUCCUCUACACUAAUCAUCUCUGCCGCUACGCUUCUCAUCACCCUGGUUCUACUGCUGGUUGCGGUGCCAUUGAACCGAUGGAUGAUGACGAGACAGAUUGGAUUCACGCUUAUCGGCCUGUGGGUUGUCAGUACGAUUGUUAACGUGAUUGUCGAGUUGACGGGCUUGGGGAGUAAAUGGGGAGGUAAAAUCGCGGUUUGACGCUUGUUUGAUUGAUAUUCACGGAGUUGGGGCUUGGAUCGCGAAUAAGGUAUUUUUAAUGCUUUGCUCAGCAUUUGUUCGAGGGAUAUAGUUCGAUUUUCCUUUUUUUUUUUCAGCUGUGCGGGUUUGGAUUGUGGAAUUGCUGCGUAGAUAAUGUCUCCACCAUGUCCUAUGAUCUUUCUAGCUGACCGUGGGCUGAGUGGAGUGAUACACUAUGUCGAGGGUCAUGGGAGAUUAUCUCGUCGGUGGUUUUAUGGCGCCGCAUACGGCUUUAGUACAUCGCGCCUCUUGAUAUCCAAUGCCGGUAUAUAAAAAUCUUUAUAUCAUAUCUGACCACAC
Messenger RNA from Tuber aestivum (summer truffle), 3737 nucleotides. NCBI's taxonomy places the organism in Eukaryota, Fungi, Ascomycota, Pezizomycetes, Pezizales, Tuberaceae. The record is from the annotation of a GenBank genome assembly.